AUGCUUCGCCCUCUUUUAUGCGCUGUACCGGUUGCUACCUCUGGAGCACAGCGCAGCACACGCCCCUGCCACCUGAGCGUUUGGAUGGGCGUCUGCUGCGGCAAAGAUUCAACGGCCCCCGUGCCGGAGGAGGGGGUGAAGGUCACCCCUCCGGGAGGACGGGCCGGCGCGGAUGCUCCCGCAUUGAAUGCUCUCCCUGACCCUUCCACAUCCCCCCGCACCCCACCCGGACCAUCGGAGGGCGAUACCGCCACCGUAGCUUCCGUGCUGUCCACCUUUGACAACACGGGCAAAGUCGGUGCUGAGUGGAGGCUCGAGCGUGGCGACGGAUCUGAUGAGUUGGGAAGGGGCACGUGGUCUUCCUCGCACGUACGAGUCUGGCGCCGGCGCGGCGGCGUGUCAGGCGAGACUCUCUUGCGCGAUCUCACCAGCACCAUGUGGUGGUGGCGGUCGCCGCCCUACAACGCCAGUGAUGAGCACGACUCAGAAGGUGCCUCGUCGGACGAGUGGGUGCUGCUGCGCCAAGUCCUGUGCACGCAUCCUCUCUUUGCCAUCUGCCGCCAUGAUGCGUGGAUACUGCACGAAAUCAUGGAUGCCUUUGAGCGGCACGAGACACAGCCCGGGGAGGUGAUCGUAUCGCCAGGCGACACCUGCGCUUUCCACGUUGUGGUGAUGGGCAAAGCUCUGGCGGACGUUGACGAUUACGGUGCGAUGACUGUGCAAGAGAAGGGCCAGCGACAGGAGUGGACUGCCGGGGACUACUUUGGUAGUGAGGGUCUUCUCUACAUCUUGCAUCCCGGCUAUGAGGGUGCAGCGGUGCGCGCCGAGGGCACGCCCGAUGCAUCUUUGCCCACUGUCACGUGGCGGCUGAGUCGCGUUCUCUACCAGCAGUUCAUGCGCACCUUUCAUGAUCCCGCGCACCUCCAGAUCAUCAAAUACCUUUCCCAGUCGCCGCUCCUUCAGCAUCUGUCUCGUGCGCAGAUACGACACCUCUGUGAAAAGGCAGAGGUUGUGACACGCGAAAUAUCAGCGCGUGUCUUGCAGGUGGGUGUGGUGCCGACGGAUCUCUUUCUUUUGAUUUCCGGCACCGUGACUCUCGAGCACGAGCCGCGGCACGGUGGUGGGAACCCAGACGUCGCUCACCUGCCGACCGCGGUUUUCGUCGCCGGCGACUGCGUCGGCGACGCCGAGCUUCUCUUCCACCGCGUAGCAGCCGAGAAAGAAAGCACUGAUGCCUCGAAGAGGCUGACGGUGAUGCCUUCCUGCUACACGUACACGGUACAACAGCCGGCACAGUUGAUCUGCAUCCCUAUUGAGGUCCUGCUCGCCGUGCUUUCAUGGGACGAUUUGCAGCACAUGCGGGAUCGCAGUCGCAACGUGCGAGAGAUGGAGCUACAUCAGGUGCAAGUGCAGGAUGAUCUGCGCAACCUCAAGGCGCAGUGUUUCCUGUCGAACCUCUCCGACACUGACAGCAACAGCAGCAUGCAUGCUCCGGUGUUGCAGGGAGGACCUGGUGGCGCUGCGUCUCCGCUGUCUGGGGAGCUCUCGCACGACUCCUCGCAGGAUGUAUAUGCCAAGGGCCCCGAUGCGACGGCCUUCUUCCUCGAACAGAUAUUUCCCCGCCAGACAUAUCGACGCGCGGACGGGCGGGAACGUGGCCUCUCCAUAGCCAGCUUCGCCCCGCACCAGCGGUACCCAGCUGGAACGGUUCUCUUCCGCGUUGAGUACGCUGCGGAUCACCACAGUGUGGUGCGUGCAGGCGGAGGAGUGUCGCCACAUCGUGAAGAAAACGGUGAAGGGAGCACAGCAGACUCUUCUACAGCUGCGACACCUCCAGAGGUCCCGGGGCGUCUCUACGCUAUCGUCUCCGGCGAGAUCACGGUCGUGAACAGCGAUACUGGCGAGCCCGUCUACCGCGUAUUCCGCGGCAACACGCUUGGCGAAGAGACACUGCUUCCUCCGCUGCGGUGCCGCUCCGCGACGACACCCCUGCGCACGCACGCGGUUGUCUCCAGCUCUGAUGGGUGCGAGGUGUUUGAGCUCAGCCGGCGUGCGUUCAAGGAGUUCCUGCAGCGACCGUACUGCGACGCACUCCGCGACUUCUGCGAUUGGUUCUCUGUCUCCCCAUUCAAGGGGUGCCUUCCUGAAACUUGCUGGCGCUUUCUGUUCAACUGCACGACGGAGCGUGAGGUGGUCGGCAGCGACCUCAUCGGUCUUCGUGGAGCAUCCUGCAAGUACGUCUCCCUCAUUUUCGACGGCCAAAUCGGCGCCUACGUCAGAAGCAGUGUUUCGGACAGUGGAGAGAAACAAGAGAACGAGGAGGAGACGUCGGUGGCGUCGUUUUUGGCGGGCGACAUCAUCGGCGGGUGGGAGGUGAUGGAGGGGCGCCCCUUUCCAGUAGCGUACGUGUGUGAGUGCCGUGCACGCAUCCUGUGCGUUCCGGCCGAGUCCUUUCCCAGCCUCUUCCGUCCGGCGAUGCUCUAUCUGCAGUUUCUAUGGUCCCAAGAGCGCUAUCAAAGGGUCAUGGCCGUGUCCUCUGUAGAGGGCUGA
This is a messenger RNA of Leishmania braziliensis MHOM/BR/75/M2904, 2550 nucleotides long. RefSeq lists its product as hypothetical. The transcript has a single exon. Bases 1 to 2550 code for a protein of 849 amino acids. The record is from RefSeq and is a predicted model, not a curated record. NCBI's taxonomy places the organism in Eukaryota, Euglenozoa, Kinetoplastea, Trypanosomatida, Trypanosomatidae.